CCAGACAGGCUUGUACCUCUGAUGACGCCACACAGCCCUGUCAGAGAGGGGACGUACAGGAUACAGGUGUUUGCUCUCUAACUCCGUGACAAACAUGGGAUCCGCAAUCAUUACCUGUGUGGAAAUUUUACUUUUUGUUGUCUUUUGCACAGAUUUCACAAGGUGCUCAGAGUGGAGUUACAAAGGUGACACAGGUCCUGGACACUGGCAUGACCUGUUCCCCGAAGCCUGCUCCGGCAACCUCCAGUCCCCCAUCAACAUCAACCCCGAGGAGACCGUGUACAACCCAAACCUCAGGGAAUUCGCCAUCUGGUAUGACCCACCCAAGGACAAUGCUCAAAUGUUUGUCAAGAACAACGGACAUGCAGUCCAAGUAGACACAUUGGGAGAUUUCUUUGUAACCAACGGAGGUCUACCAUAUGUGUACAAGACAGCGCAGUUCCACUUCCACUGGGGGCACAAGAACCACCAGGGCUCGGAGCACCGCAUCGAGGGGCAGGCACACCCGCUUGAGCUUCACAUAGUGAACUUCAACAGCGACCUGUUCGGCACCAUCGCUGAGGCUGUCUCCGAACCCAUGGGACUGGCAGUGUUAGGGGUACUCUUUGAGAUUGUUGAUGAAGACAAUGAAGUGCUUAAACCCAUUCUGGAAGCCAUGGAGGAGGUCAAGGACCCAGAUGAUGAUAAUCUUGUGGAAAUAAAAGCGAUCGCACUCCGUGAUCUGUUGCCAGCGGAUACGGCACAAUACUUCCGCUACAAUGGGUCCCUGACCACGCCCGGGUGCUUUGAGAGUGUCAUGUGGACGGUCUUCAGACAGCGCCAAAAGAUCUCACUGGACCAGCUUCUGAAGUUCCGCAAAGUCCUGAAGCCCAAGCACAAAAAACAUGCUCAUAAGCACAAACACCAAAGAAGGCACAUCAAACGUUCCAGUGCUGAAAAGAACGCUGAAACAGUUCUUGAUGAACUUGGUAUCCAUGGAAACCACAUGGCAGAGGAUGAACUUAAGGCUGACAUGGCAGUAAAACUUGCAGCAUCAACCAAGGCACCGGUGGAUGAGAUGACAGCAGCAGCCCUGGUAGAUGCUACAACAGAACCCUCUCCAACAGAGUCGGCAGCAGAACUGGAUGAGGACUCGGCCAAGCGAGCCCAGGACAACAUGGUCAGGCAUGUCAUGGAGAAGGAAGCAGAAGACAAACAGGCCCAUGAGGAACACAUGGCAGAGAUCCAAGAAUACAUCCAGGAAGAACUGGCGGACAAUUUCCGUCCAAUUCAACCACUCAAUGGACGCCUUAUUGAGAGAAGCUUCAAGCUGAGCGUGCAGCAGGUGUUUGUGGCUACAAACGGCGGACCAAAUCCGCCAAGUUACAACAUUCCUGAAAACAACAGCCAUCGUGGUCAUUCUGUGGAGUCCAAAUCCCAGGGCAGUGGUGCUGGUCUCGCAGGCCUCUCCUUCAUCACUGUCCUUGCUUCUGUGCUAGCUCUCCUCAUGUGCUGAGGCACAGGUCAAACUCCAUGUGAACUCACAUUGAUGGCAUCAUUGUUCCAAGUGUGACAUAUUGCAGGCACAUCAGGAUGCAUGUACAGAUCAGGUAGACCCAGCUGGAGCAAUGAUGUGUCAUGGCUGAUUUCUUGCACAUUGCAAUACAAAUCAUGAUCCAGGUUUCUUUACACUGAGAUUACCUCUAAAGGUUUUAUAAGACAAGUUAUCAAUAAUAUAUAUUAAUUAAACAACAUUUCAUUUCACAUUAUUUUCUUGUAACUAUCAAUAAUAUUACCUAUUAUCAGAGACCAUGGUGUUAUAAUAGUGUUUAGUGAUAUAUCAAAUCAUGUAUAAUGCUUUAAGUCACCAGUUAAAGUUAUAUUACACAUAUCUACUGAAAUAUAAUGAGGAAUGAUUUGAUACAGAUUAUUUCACCUCCCCCUCCUAAAACCCCCACCCCUACUCCCUAUGAAUCUCACUCCAAACUGACAUUUAAUAUCUAGUAGUAGAAAAGUAGAAAACUGUUCAUAUGAAUGCAUAAUCCAUUAAAAUAUGUACACAUGUUUUAUUUGAUCAUCAGAUUGUCCCUUUCUUCUUUCAACAGUCUGGCAAAUAAUUUACAGAUAUGAUUUCAACUCUUAUUUCAUCAAUCUUUUCAAUUGUCAGAAUUUAAGUAAGAGGAGGUGAUAUUGAAUUCCAGUUUAGUAAGAUUGAGUGAAAACACGUCAAGGGACAAUGAGCCAUGCAAGGUGAUUGAUACAAGGUUGUUGUUAGGAUGUCUUCAUCAUUCACAAUCCAGAUGUGAGGCAAAUCACACCAUUAUGACAAGUUUGAUUUUAAGAUAUCAUUUCUUUCAAACACCAUUUUCUCAAUCCAUAAAUCCAUAUACCCAAGGAAAUAGUGAUUAUAUUCCCAAUAGAAAGGAUACAAUUAACAAAGAUUUUACUCCAGAUAAUUGAAUGCCAAAUUAGUGGGCUGCUGCAAAUAUUAUAGAGAACUAUUUGAAAAAAAAAAAUUCUCAGGAGGGUGCUUGGUAUGAACUUGACAUGGUGAGUUCAUGGGCUAAAACUACAGGGUUUUUAUAAUGUUCUUAGAGUUGUCUCCCCUCAAAGGGAGGAAAGUUUGAAUUCUCUACAUGUAGUUUUGUAUAUUAGCCUACACACUUGCUUAGUUAUAUAAUAAUCAGCUUGUCAUGGAAUCUGCUCUUCUCCCCUUUAAAAGAUACAUGUACAUUUGUAAGCUACCUUGUAUAACCAUGGGCAGUUGUUUUAGAUUAUAACUGCACAAACUUAUUGCCGAUUUUCUUUCACCACAAAUUACCGCUUCCAGAAAGAAAAUGUACGGUCAUAUACGAAACCUGUUAAAGUCUCUACAGCAGAUCCGAUUUUGUACAUUUGAAAGCAUUUUUAUAUACAUACUACUAUAGCCAUCGGAGUAACAUGUUCAAAUAGUUACUUUUAUAUACCAGCGAAGACAAAAUAUUUUAUGGACGACAACUUCUUCAUUCUAUUAUGAUGCAAUGUUUCGGUAUAGAUCCUUAUACCGUAGUCAAGCAUAUACUGAGCCUCUUGCACAUAAUACCAAAGUCACAAAGUGACUUGAUUUAAUAGUCUCAAGCCAGUGUCUAAUAAAUAAACAAUCCUCAUGUCCAGUAAAAACUGCAAAUUAUAGUCACUAUGUUGAUGCAAAAAUCUGAUAUGUCAAAUGACAACUUCAGACUAUUAGACACAACCACCUGCUCGUAUAGGGCCACAAAAUGUUUACUUAAAACUUUUUAAAAAAUCAUUACAUUGAAGUGCAAGCCAAACUUUCUUACUCUUACGGAUUAUGCUCUGACAAAUCCUGGUUGUUAGGAUGGAAAAUAAAUAAUUAUAAAAAAGAUACUUAUUUAUAAUUUUUACUUGUUCUUCAAAAUAUUAUCUGAAUUCUGUCAUGUGUGCAAUGUCAGUUAAGAAAGUCAUGCAGUUGACGCUACUCCCCCCCCCCCCCCCCCCCUUCCAUACACCCUUACUUGUGAAGUGCACCCCUCGCCCUUCGCCCUUCGCCCUUCACCAUGUCCAGUGGUAAGUUAUGCAUUAUGUGCACACCCUGUUCAAAAUCCUGGAUCCACCUCUGUGUGCAUAGUCUUUUUUUUUCAACUUUCAGUUCGUUAUGGUUGCCGCAAGGUGUAAACCAAUCUCCUACAAAUGUCUCUCCUGGAGACACCACAUGUGCAUGCUUAACUAUUAUCUAGUGGGAUUGUGAUAGCCAAGACUAGAUGUGUACAGAUUAUGUAAUACAGAAAUAUAUAUGUCGCUCAUGUAUGUCUGAUAACUUAACAGGAUGUGUGGCAAUAAACGUUGACUGAUUUUUAUAGAA
Messenger RNA from Haliotis rufescens (red abalone), 3838 nucleotides. Its product is annotated as carbonic anhydrase 14-like. Gene Ontology annotation, cellular component: plasma membrane. NCBI's taxonomy places the organism in Eukaryota, Metazoa, Mollusca, Gastropoda, Lepetellida, Haliotidae. Gene Ontology annotation, molecular function: zinc ion binding; carbonate dehydratase activity. The record is from RefSeq and is a predicted model, not a curated record. The coding region runs from base 95 to 1495 and encodes 466 amino acids. The transcript has 8 exons.